CUAUAAAAAUUUCUAGGGUUUUAGUAUCAGAGUUCCUUUCUCUUUGCACAGCUUCUAAGCUCGGCUAGAAACCCCUGAGGUCAAAGCCAUGGCUUAUGUUAAAGCACAGAAGACAAGGGCUUACUUUAAGAGAUAUCAAGUUAAGUUCAAGAGAAGGCGAGAGGGCAAGACAGACUAUCGGGCCAGGACCCGUCUUAUCAAUCAGGACAAGAACAAGUACAACACCCCAAAAUACCGUUUGGUUGCACGAUUUACCAACAAGGAUAUAAUUACACAAAUUGUACAUGCUAGCAUUGCUGGUGAUAUAGUUCUUGCAUCAGCUUACGCGCAUGAGCUUCCUCACUAUGGACUUGAAGUUGGCCUUACCAAUUAUGCUGCAGCUUAUUGUGUUGGACUCCUUUUGGCUCGUCGAGUAUUGAAACAGCUGGAGAUGGAUGCUGAGUACGAGGGAAAUGUUGAGGCAACUGGGGAGGACUUCACUGUUGAACCUGCAGAGACCAGGAGGCCUUUCCGUGCUCUUCUUGAUGUUGGUCUUAUUAGAACAACCACUGGUAACCGUGUAUUUGGUGUUCUCAAGGGAGCUUUGGAUGGUGGACUUGAUAUUCCUCACAGUGACAAGAGGUUUGCUGGAUUUAACAAGGAUAGCAAGCAACUUGAUCCUGAAGUUCACCGCAAAUACAUUUAUGGCGGCCAUGUUGCUGCAUACAUGAGGACUUUGAUGGAAGAUGAGCCAGAGAAGUACCAGUCUCACUUCAGUGAGUACAUAAAGAGAAACAUUGAGCCUGACAACAUGGAGGGACUCUACAAGAAGGUUCAUGCUGCUAUUCGUGCAAGUCCAGAAGCAAAGAAGUCUGAGAAGGAACCUCCCAAGGAGCAUAAGAGGUACAACUUGAAGAAGCUGUCAUAUGACGAAAGGAAGGCUAGGUUGAUUGAUAGGUUGAAAGCUCUCAAUUCAGCUGCUGGAGUUGAUGAUGAUGAAGAUGAUGAUUGAGCUUCGAGAGUUGAGGAAUAUGCUGAGUGAGCUCAGCAUUAGAAUUUUGGGCAUAUUAUGGGCUCCUAUCGUAUGUUGUGCUGUUAGAAUUUACGGCAAACCCCAGACUCUUUGCUUGUUUAUUAGGGAUAUGAGAAACUAGCCUUUUUGCCUGCGGAUCUUGUGGUUAUGCUGGAUUGCUUUUUCCAUUUAUUUACUACGUUAUAUAAGCACUAAUGCCAUGGCAAAAUCUUCACUCGUUA
This is a messenger RNA of Theobroma umbraticum, 1233 nucleotides long. RefSeq names its product large ribosomal subunit protein uL18-like. The record is from RefSeq and is a predicted model, not a curated record. Gene Ontology annotation, biological process: translation; ribosomal large subunit assembly. Lineage: Eukaryota; Viridiplantae; Streptophyta; Magnoliopsida; Malvales; Malvaceae. Gene Ontology annotation, cellular component: ribosome; cytosolic large ribosomal subunit. Gene Ontology annotation, molecular function: 5S rRNA binding; structural constituent of ribosome.